GACACGUAUAAACUCAGGCAGCGGAGAUUCUCGCCCAUUCGUCCCCUCGACACAGUCAAGAUGGUACGCAAGAGCGAGUCAUAUUGCACCACCAGGGCGGCGCUGCUGGCGGUGUUGCUGGCGCUAAGCCUCCUGGAACUGGCCAGGGCUGCUAAAUCCUUCGUCAGACUGAACCUGGGGAGGAAGGGCAAGGGAACCGCAGAGUCCAAGAUCAUUGACAAAGACGGCGGGUCUCAUGGCGAGUGUGUCUACGUCAACGACGAGGGUCACCCUGUUAAGAUUAAGUAUAAGGAGACCUCAGAUGGCAAGCCCGAAGCGGAGUCCGACGACGAGAGUGUGACGGAUCCUCUUGAAGAACUCGAAAAGUGCAGAAAGAGUGUGAGGGUCGAUAAGACAUCCGGCAAAGACACGGAGGAGGACCAAAAGAAGAGGGAAAUAGACGAGGAAAAGUUCAAGAAAGAGAAGGACAGCUUCGGCAAGGAGAUGGGUGAUUUCGGGAAGAAGAUGGAGGAAGGGCGGCUCCAUAUAGAGGACACCAUAAGCCGACAACAGUAACAAUUUUCCACCAUCAGAAGGAAAUUUUUACCAAGCUCUUCAGCACCCAGCCGUUCUUAGAAGUCAACUCGCAGCAGAAUUUCUUGCCUGUUCCUCCUCAUACCCCAUUGAUACCCCAAGAGUUUAUGCAGUAAAUAUUUACUUUGCAAAUACUAA
Messenger RNA from Procambarus clarkii (red swamp crayfish), 711 nucleotides. RefSeq lists its product as uncharacterized. The record is from RefSeq and is a predicted model, not a curated record. Lineage: Eukaryota; Metazoa; Arthropoda; Malacostraca; Decapoda; Cambaridae.